Messenger RNA from Penaeus indicus, 6762 nucleotides. RefSeq lists its product as uncharacterized. Gene Ontology annotation, biological process: regulation of clathrin-dependent endocytosis; protein phosphorylation; positive regulation of Notch signaling pathway. The transcript is spliced from 17 exons. Gene Ontology annotation, molecular function: ATP binding; protein serine/threonine kinase activity; AP-2 adaptor complex binding. Lineage: Eukaryota; Metazoa; Arthropoda; Malacostraca; Decapoda; Penaeidae. Bases 462 to 5402 code for a protein of 1646 amino acids. The record is from RefSeq and is a predicted model, not a curated record. Gene Ontology annotation, cellular component: cytoplasm.
GCGAGCGAGGAGCGAGUGCGAGUGCGAGCGGGAGUGCGUGUCCCGGAAGCUGCCAUCUUUAGCCCACAGAGAGCCUUGUGACCUUCCUCCUCCUCCUCCUCCUCCUCCUCCUCCUCCUCCUCCUCCCGCUCCUCCUCCUCCUCCUCCUCCUAGAGCUCUCUACACUCCCCCCCCCCCACACCUCCCCCAACGCAACCACACCCCCCCCUCUCUCUCUCUCUCUCAAGAGCUCCAAGGGGGGGACAUGAGGUCGUGGCACCAGUGACAUGCUCCUCCUCGUGCCGGCUGAGGCGUUGACAUGAGGGCUGGCUGGGGUGGCCCUUGGAGAGUGACAUGAGGGCAGGACACACUCGAGGCGCCUGAGGAAGAGCAGAAGAGGAGAGAUUUUUUUACUUGAGAGAAAAAGAGAACUGCCGGAACGCGAAGGAAACGUAAAGGAAACGUGAAGGAAACGCGUCAAGAUGAAGAAGCUGUUCCAGAGGAUAGACCAAUCCAACAAGGACCAGUCGCACCAGAGCUUCGUCGGCAAGGUCUUCGUGGUCGGGAGGAACACCGUCACCGUCGAGGAUGUCAUUGCCGAGGGAGGCUUCGCUCUUGUCUUCCUAGUCAAAGGCAGCGGUGGAGUGCGGUAUGCGCUCAAGAGAAUGUAUGUUAAUAAUGAACACGACUUAGAAGUGGCAAGAAAUGAGAUUAACAUUGCAAAAAUGCUUAAUGGUCCCCGCACGGUGGUCGGUUACGUGGACUCGGGUGUCACGCACACUGGGGGUGGCGUGUAUGAGGUCCUCCUACUUAUGACGUUUUGUCGCAAGCAUCUCCUGCAUCUUAUGAAUGACAGGCUCAACAGUGGCUUAACAGAGGCAGAAGUACUCAAGAUUUUCUGUGAUGUAUGUGAUGCAGUUUCUAGACUCCACCACAUAAACCCUCCUAUUAUUCAUCGAGAUUUAAAGGUUGAAAACAUCCUGAUCAGCACCGAGGGCAGCUACGUCCUGUGUGACUUCGGCUCGGCAACCUCCCGCGUUCUGUGCGGGACGACCGACGGCAUCACCCGAGUGGAGGAGGAAAUCCAGAGAUACACGACGCUGGCCUACCGAGCCCCAGAGAUGAUCGACUUGUACCUAGGGAAACCUAUCACCACCAAGUCGGACAUUUGGGCACUAGGUUGUAUGUUGUAUAAGCUGUGCUUCUUCACAUUGCCAUUUGGUGAGAGCCCCCUCGCCAUAUCCUCGGGAAACUUCUCCAUUCCAGACAAUGCAAAAUACUCCAAGUCCUUACAAGCCCUUAUCCGCUACAUGCUAGACCCAGAUCCUGAGACACGUCCAGACAUCUACCAGGUAGCCAGCGUCACCUUCAUGCUGGCUGGGAGAGAGUGCCCUGUCAGAAAUGUCAAUAAUGUCACCGUGCCGUCACUAGACCAGCUGUGUCAGAUGGUCAGCGAGAGGGAACAGCAAUCGUCAGUGAAGGUCAGCCGUGCCCCCAUUGUGCCAGUGAUAGAGAGCACCUCGGUGGCUCCACGGCAGCGGCCAAAGGCAUCGCAGCAUCCCGGGUCUCUAGGGGGUCCUGUGGGGGCGCUCCCCCUCGGCCCUCCACUGCAAAACACGCAAGGUUUGAAAAGAAACAUAGGAGUGCCAUCCAGUGAUAGUGGUAAUGUCCAGCAGCAAUCACAACAAGCAGGCCAGCAGCAGCAAACGCAGCAGCCACAGCAACAACAACAAACACAGAUAACACAACAACAGCAACAACAAGCACCACAACAGCAGCAGCCACAGCAGCAACACAGUCAAGCAUCGCAGCAGCAAACACAGUCCUUAGGGGAUGUGAGCCCCACCACAGCUUUUCCCCCUGCGGCAUUGUUUGGGUCUGAGACCUUCCCUCCCACCCACCAGUCAUUCCCCGCUAGUCAGUAUGGGCCUUCAACAGGAGGGACAGCUCCAGCAGGAACAGCCAGCAGUCAGCCCCCGAGCUUGAGCACUCAGCCUUGCUCUGGGUCUAUGGAGGCAUUUUUCCCACCUUCAGGCUAUCCAGACCCCUUUCGGGAAGGUGAGGUUGAGUCGGCAGUUUGCGGACCCCACUCCAUGAGCAGCAGUGUUGAGGGGUUGUUCUUGCCCCCCCCAGGCAACAUUGGCAGUGGACCCCAGAGCUUGUCGCUCAGCCAGGGAUCCAUCGGGGGAAGUGGUGGAGCACUGCCGGGCUCGGCCGGGCUCGGAGCGGCAGGCAUGGGUGGCAGCGGCGGUGCCGUGGCCUCAGGGCUUGUCAAGUACGAGAGCGACACCUCCGGCCUGAGCCUUCACCAGCACCACUUACCCUCGCAGGUCUCGCCCACACAGUCGCAGCAUCCCAGGGUGCACCGCAGGAAUGUGUCCGAUACUUCUGCCUUUAACAAGACCUUUGCCAGCGAGACGACGCAGUUCCUUGCCCCCUUUGAGACCUCGGUGAAGUCUGCGGAGAGAGAAGCAGGAGCUGCUAGCACCCCUCAGACUGAGGAUGGUUCACAGGAAGGUCUAGUCAGCUCCGACGUGAAUUUGGCCUCGGCAGAAGUCCGAGCGUGGAACCCCUUCAAUGACAUGACGCCCUUCAGUCAGAUGUCGGAGGAUCACAUCUUUGGUGCUGAGUUUGACAAGAUUCGAAGGGGAUCUCAAAGCAGUAUAUCAAAUGUAAAGAGUAGAGAAAGUUUAGUAAUGUCCACAGAAGAUGACCCAUUUGGUGCAGCACCAUUUAGCAUCCCUGGUUCACGCCGCGGGAAAAGUGCGGGCAAAAGUGAGUAUGAAGGCCGGAUGAACAGCACCGAGGAAGUGGUUACCUCUCCUACUGAGCAGGCUUCUGGUGGAGAUUCCACCAUAGAGCUCCUUCAGCUACACAGCGAGAGACGUCGGCGCUCCAGCGUGUCUUCGCAAUGCUCCCAGGACUCGCAGGGAACGACCACGGAGCAGACGACCAUAGGGGUCUGCUCUUCACACUUCACGAGACCUCCGCUGGAAGACAGAUCUAAGUAUGAGAAGCUCCAGAAUGCACAUGACGAGGAGAGUGAGGAGGAGGGCGAAAGCCAGGUGUUCCAGCGCAGUCGAGAGGUCAAGCACUUGCAACCGGCCUCCCAUUCACGCGAGCAGGUGGAGGUCGGGCCGAGAAAGCACCCCAGGCAGAGGAGCAGACGAGGCAAGCUCUCCGGGGCGCAGAAGGAGAGCUCCCUUGAGGCCGGUCAGGAUGGCAAGCCGGAGGGGGUUUUCAUCUGCAGUGUGUCGGACGACGAUUCCAUAGGCUCGGCGAGUGACCUUAAGGAUAGGAUUAACGAUGAGUAUGACUAUGACAAUUGUGAUAGAGGAGAUAUAUCGGAAACAAUUAGUUCCUCAGUGUACCAUGCAGAGUGUGAGAGCGUGACCACACACGAAGACGAUAUUGCCAGGACAGGAGAGAGUGGCGAUCCGUUACAGUUAGUGCGGCGCGGACCAAAGCCCAGCAAGGCAGCCAUGAGAGCUCAGGCAAAAGCUCUCCAGGAACAGGAGAACAGAAAGUGCGCACAGGAUAGGUUGUUAGGCCACGAGUACGGAGAGAAACCUCUCCUCUUGGAUGAUGAAUUGGACUCUGGUGACGAGGAAGGGAAGAUGUCUGACAACCAAGAGGAGCAGAAGUUAGAUCCACAGCCAGUGCCAUUGGUUGAGCAGCCGGCCACCAAGAGUAACUUGUUUCAUGUUCCGAGACCUUUCAGAAAGACCUCUAUGGAUGAUUCUUAUAAGCAUAAGGAACAUGCAGGAGAUGAAGAUGUGUUUGCACUUGCCCCAUUCAAAUCUUCACUGAAGAAACUCAACAAGAAAGUAUUCCAGAGUCGCAGCCAGCCUUCCAGCAAUACUGUGUCGCCUCUAGAAUCCACGAGCCAACCCAUCAUAACCCCUCCCAUGGCCAACAGCUCCCCCGUCCCAACCCACUUAGGUAGCCCUGAGGUCCCAGACAAGGCUUCAGAGCCCGUCAGAUUGCCCGUUCAAGCUGACAUCAUUUACGAAGAAUCUCCGAGUGAGGAGUAUCCCAUCUAUGAAAAUGUUGUGCUCAAUCCAAGUGGUGGUAGUGUAGAAAACGGGCCAACCACCCCUAGAUAUCACCAUUAUGAGAACAUUCCUGGACCCUUCCCUGUGCCCUUGGCCGAAGACAUCCCCUCCGUGGUUAAUCCGAUUCCAACGAAAAACCCAUUUGUAAAUCCGUUCAUUGGUAACAGUCCAGUAAACAUUGUUCCUUCAGCAACUCUAGAACCUCAUCAGCAUUUUUCUAACCAGUCUGUGAUAUCAGGAAGUACAGAGCAGAGUGAACCAAAUGUCCCUUUCAAAAAUUCGCAAUCAAAUCACGGUUUGAUGUCCCAAAGCCUGGAUUCCCUUGUUCCGAACACUGGUGCUGGAUCUGUUAGUUCUCCAUCCUUCCAAAGCACAGACCUCUUUGGAUCCACGCCCUUCAGUGAUGUCACAAUUUCAAGUGCUACUCCCUCUGCUGAUGCCAAAGAAUUCUCAACUCUCAGCCAGACAGUCUUAAAUGGUGUUCCAAGUUUUACAAAUUCCAGUCAGUCUGUGUAUUACACUCCAUCUACAGACAUUAGCACUCACAUUCCUGUUCAUACUUCCACUCCACGUUCUGUAAAGAUCCAGCCAGUUGCCCGACAGUCUAGAGUGAAUUCAGCCGACCUGGAUGAUGCCGACUUGUUUGGUGCUGUGCCUUUUAAGCCCAUAAUCGGUCACCACCAGCGCUCCAGUCAGGGAUCAGGUGGCAAAAGUCAGACUCUACCAGCUAACAUGAGUUCCACCUUCCAAGCCCAGAUGGCCCAGAUGGCAAGGGAUGACGGUCACAUUGAUAAAUUCUUUGGUGACUUCAAGGUCCCCAAGUCCCUGAGGAAGUCUACACCGCCCAGUUUCCGAAAGCCGAGAGCAACACAUCAGAAAUUCUCCGAUUCUGACACUUCAAGUGAUGAAGGAGGCCUCAUGAGUAGCCGUAAACCUAGGCACAGAGACAGGAGCAAAGACAGAAUGAAAUACAAGAACAUCAGUGAAGAAUUUGAAGAGGAAAAUGUAAUGGUUCUUCCUAUGAAGCAGUUUGGCCACUCAAAGAAGGAGAAAAUCAGCAAAAAGAGCAAAAAGCUUGAGAAGCAGGAGAAAAAGGUAGAAAAGACAGAAAAGAAGCCCGAAAAGAACAUAAGUUUUGAAUCAGCAGGCAUUUCCAACAUGAGUUUCGAGGACUUCACCCUGGAGGAGAGCAGACGAGAGGCUGAUAAAAGCAAGCGGGAAGUAGAGAGGAGCCGCCAAGAGGUUGAGAAGGCAGAGGACUCCCUCCAAAGUCCUGAAGAGGACGACUCAGACUUAAGAAUGACAGGAGGCACAAGGUUUGGCUCCUUGAAGAGAGGCAUUAACCCAUUUUCUAAGUUGGGUCGCUGAUGGAUUCCAUGUUUUUAUAGAUUUUUAUAUAAGCUGACAGAUCUGCUGGAUUCAGAGACCAGAACAUUCCUUGACUUUGAAUAUAGUGCAUUGUAAACAAAGAUUCAUACAUAGAUUAAAAGAAUUACAGUAUAGGGUAACAGUAAAUUUUAAGGACCAGCUAUAUCUGCUUGAGUAUAUACAUUAUAAGAGGUAUAGAAUAGAGUACCUUUACAAGUGAAAGGAGCUCAUUUCUCUCCUCAUUUAUAUGGGGUUAUAGCUUGUAUAUUUUAGAAGGAGUACAAUGUUCCUACAUAAUCUGGAAAUGUAGCAAAUUAUUUGUAAUACUGUAAAUUACCACAAUGUUACAUAUCUGAAUUUAGAUCUGUUACUCAGUAAUAGCAAAUAUGAUGAAUAAGGGCAAGACUAAGACUUUUUCCUACAAUUAUCAAACUGUACUGUUUACCAGCAGCCAUAAUACCACAAAGAAGCACUUUAUUGCUUUAUAAAAGUAAAAAAAAGGUAAAAAAAAUAGCAAGGUUCGAACACAGCACAGUGGGUAGCAUUCAGUCUCUGUCAGCAUUGGUAGCUAGUCAUCUAUAGGCUGGGAAUCAAUAGCAUAAUGAUUGGUUCUCCAAAUUCCUUGCUGUCACUAAUAAUAGCUAGCUGUGAUUAGGUGUUGAUGUGCUACAAGUGACUGUCUCAGAAAGUAGUGCAGUGAAGUUUGGGCCGCUAAAUAGCCCAGUAAAGAGCUUCUUCCAUAUAUUGAUUUAGAAGUACAGUAUUUCAACCUUUGUGAUGUUUUUUUUGUUUUUUUUUGACUUACAGAAGUGAACUUUUAGUAGAUGCUGGUGCUUGGGAGGUGAGAGAGAGCUAUUUGGGUUAAAAGCUUUCAACUAGUUUAGUCUUACACAGAGUAUAGCAAACAGUGGGAUCUAUAAUGAGUAUUAUUCAGAUUUGUUUUUUUUUUUUUUCCCCAGUAUAUUCUAUUUGGUACAGAUUACCACCCAGUAUGAUUCCGUUAGUACACACCUCUGUUUUCACUCCCUCAUUAUUAAGUAGUCAUUGGAAAGAGUUGUAGUCUGUAAGGGAGAAAGUGGAUUUAAUAAGAUUUAAUGGAAAGAAUAUCUAAUGCUUUGUAUUAAAAAAAAAUAAAACAAAAGAAAAAAAAAAUUGCAACCAGGCUCUUACCAGAUGAAUUAGUUUAAGACAUGUUGUAUUAUCACAUAAUGGCCUUUAGUGAAUUUAACCUGGAAUGUGGUUCCCAGUAGACGUAUAUAUAUGAAGUGGAAGCUCGUGGGAGAAAGCAAUCAUGAUUUCUCUCUCUUUUUUCUCUCUCUCUCUCUCUCUCUCUCUCUCUCUCUCUCUCUCUCUCUCUCUC